UAUGAACACUACAUCUGAUGCGACAGAAUUAAAAAUCAUAUGUCCAGCAUUAUAAAUCAUUUUGGUAAUAAUAUAGCUCAACUCCUUUAAAAUAUCAAUCAAACAUUUAAACUAUUUCCUACUAUAACAGUUCAAACUGUCAGUGAUGAUCAACAACUGUACAAGCUUUUACAGUAAAGUAGUGAUACAUGCACGCAUUGCCUCUGUGUGUUUCCUGUAAUGCAUUCAUUGUCAUUUGAGACAAACUGUCUGCUUCUUUCUUCAAAUGUAUUGGGUUUCACAGGGUGGUAAAACAAGGCAGAGUAUGAACAGGUCAAAGAGAAUGUUUGGUUUUAGAACUUCACUGAAAUGAAUCUGACAGUCUAACAAUAGACAAAGGCUUUCAACACACGCCAAUGAGAGGCCAUCGUGAUCACGUGGUGUGUUAGUAUGUUAGACUUGAGACUGAGGCCCGCUGCACCCUAAAAGAGAGCUGCUCCAUCUCUGAGAGCCUCAAACCACCCCCGCUAGUUUAUAGUCAUGUCUGACACAGAAGAUGUGAUGGAUGAGGGAGUUCAGGAGGAAGUAGAUGACUCAAAGUCCAAACCAAAAUAUCUAUCAAAUGUCCAAGCACCAAAGAUUCCAGAUGGAGACAAAGUAGAUUUUGAUGACAUCCAAAAAAAGCGUCAGGAGAAGGAUUUAACAGAACUACAGUCUCUUAUAGAGGCUCAUUUCCUCCAAAGACAGAAAGAUGAAGAGGAACUCAUUGCUCUGGUUAAUAGAAUCGAGAAGAGGCGAGGUGAGAGAGCCGAGCAGCAGCGAGUGAGAGCGGAGAAAGAGAAGGAGCGCCAGGCCAGACUCGCUGAAGAGAAAGAGAGGAAGGAGCAGGAAGACCAUAGAAAGAAGCAUGAUGAAGAUGCCAAGAAGAAGAAGGCUCUCACAAAUAUGACCCAUCAGUACGGCGGCGUACAGCAAAGGGGUGAAGGACGCAAAGGUGCCAAGAAACAGACCGAAAGGGAGAAAAAGAAGAAGAUCCUGGCUGAACGCCGAAAACCACUGAGCAUUGAUCAUCUGAGUGACGACAAACUUAAGGAUAAAGCCAGUGAGUUGUGGCAGUGGUUGAUGCAGCUGGAAGCCGAAAAAUACGAUCUAAGCGAGAAACUGAAACGCCAGAAAUACGACAUCAAUCAACUGCUUGCCCGCGUCCAGGAUCACCAGAGUGCCAAGGGACGUGGCAAAGGCAAGAUGGGAGGAAGGCUGAGAUAGAAGUUGACAGGAAUUUCUGGCCUCCUGUGUUAGUUUUGUUUGCUUGAUGAAGAUAUUUUUAAAUCAUUAUUAUGAACAUACAAAAAUGCUUUGGUUGUACAUUUUUGCUUUGCACUGUAGGCUAUUUUUUGCCAUGAAUAAAUGUUAGCAUGUUAAUUGUAUUAUUU
Carassius auratus (goldfish) is the source of this 1412-nucleotide messenger RNA. RefSeq names its product troponin T, cardiac muscle isoforms. The record is from RefSeq and is a predicted model, not a curated record. Lineage: Eukaryota; Metazoa; Chordata; Actinopteri; Cypriniformes; Cyprinidae. Gene Ontology annotation, biological process: cardiac muscle contraction; sarcomere organization; regulation of muscle contraction. Bases 520 to 1245 code for a protein of 241 amino acids. Gene Ontology annotation, molecular function: troponin I binding; tropomyosin binding; troponin C binding. Gene Ontology annotation, cellular component: troponin complex. The transcript is spliced from 12 exons.